Messenger RNA from Scomber scombrus (Atlantic mackerel), 857 nucleotides. It is a transcript of the gene exosc8, whose product is annotated as exosome component 8. The record is from RefSeq and is a predicted model, not a curated record. Lineage: Eukaryota; Metazoa; Chordata; Actinopteri; Scombriformes; Scombridae. Gene Ontology annotation, cellular component: cytoplasmic exosome (RNase complex); nuclear exosome (RNase complex). Bases 1 to 834 code for a protein of 277 amino acids. Gene Ontology annotation, biological process: U4 snRNA 3'-end processing; nuclear polyadenylation-dependent mRNA catabolic process; exonucleolytic trimming to generate mature 3'-end of 5.8S rRNA from tricistronic rRNA transcript (SSU-rRNA, 5.8S rRNA, LSU-rRNA). The transcript has 11 exons.
AUGGCGGCCGGUUUCAAGACUGCUGAGCCUCUGGAGUACCACAGGAGUUUUCUGAAAGAAAACUGUCGACCUGAUGGACGGGAUCUGUCAGAAUUCAGAGCUACAACACUAAACAUAGGGUCCAUAUCAACAGCAGAUGGCUCAGCUCUGGUUAAGGUUGGAAACACCACAGUCAUCUGUGGGAUCAAAGCGGAGCUGGCAAACCCUACAGUGGAGGCACCAGGAAAAGGUUACAUCGUACCCAAUGUAGACCUGCCGCCUCUGUGUUCCUCUCGGUUUCGGCCGGGCCCACCAGGAGAACAAGCACAAGCAGCCAGCCAGUUUAUCGCUGAUGUAAUCGAAAGCUCUGAAUUGAUCCAUACAGAGGACUUGUGCAUUGAGAGAGGAAAGCUCUGCUGGGUGCUGUACUGUGACAUCAUGUGUCUCGACUACGACGGGAACUUGUUGGAUGCUUGUGUCAUUGCCCUGCUGGGUGCCUUAAAGAACACACAACUACCAGAGGUCACCAUCAACACAGAAACGAGUGGACCAGAGGUGAAUUUAGAAAAGAGACACGGGCUGCAAAUUCACAAACAUCCAGUCGGUGCCUCCUUUUGUGUUUUUGAUGACUCCAUACUGAUCGUAGACCCCACAGCCGAGGAGGAGUGUCUAUCGACCGCUCAGCUCACUGUGGUGACAGAUGAGGAAGGGCGACUCUGCUCUGUACACAAACCAGGUGGGACGUCACUGUCAGCAGAGAAGCUGCAGGAGUUCAUCUGCCGAGCGACAGCACGACAGAAAGAGAUCCAGAAACUCAUUGACAAAGUUAUACACAGUGUGAAGACGGCACAAUAAAGAGUCUCAGACAAUGCUUUUUU